AUGGAGACCGAGGCCACACCCUCCGAGUCACAUCCAACUACGCCGGAACCCCCGGACUAUGUCAACCCUCUUGAAUCCAGCUCACGCUGGUACCUGAUUGCCCGUGCCCAGGCCAUCCGUUCUGCCGCGAGCCUGGGCUUCAGCAUCGCCAACCGCACCGAUCCUCCUGCUCCCUCGCCCACACGGGACAUUUGGCUGGAUGCCACGCUCGCCAAGGCUUCGCCCAGCAGCACGGAUCGGGCCAAGACAAAGAUCAAGGCCGAAGUAUGGAUCCCGCCCCGUCCCGCUCUCGGCGCUCGGACAGCUGUCAUCAACUUCCACGGCGGCGGAUGGAUUCUUGGGCAAGGCACUGAUGAUGCCCGAUGGGCCGGCGCUGUCAUGACGAACCUAGACGCCGUUGUCUUUACUGUCAACUACCGACUGGCACCGUCAUGUCCCUUCCCAACUCCGAUGGAAGAUUGUGUCGACGCUGUCCUCCAGAUCAAGCACCGCGCUGCAGAGUUUGGCAUUGAUCCUGAUCGUAUCAUCCUCUCGGGCUUCUCCGCCGGCGCCACCAAUGCUCUUGCAACCUACCUCAUGCUCACGGAUCCCGGUCGCUGGGGCUACAACUUUUCCAUUGAGCCUCCCCGCAUUGCGGGGUUGGCUGUCUUCUAUCCUGUUCUUGACUGGACCAUCUCACGCCCGGAGAAGCGGCUCACAUGCUCAAGGCCGGACCUCACACUACCCAAAGGGCUUACGGAUCUUAUAGAUGCAUCUUUCAUCUAUCCAGCCAUUCCCCGGGAGGAUAGAUCAGACCCACGUCUGUCACCGGGUCUGAUGCCUGACGAGCUCUUGGGGAAGCUUCCCCCGAUCCACAUCGUCUUGUGCGAGUAUGAUAUGCUCCUCGCUGAAGGUCUCAAAUUUACCAAUCGACUCAAAGCUGCCGAGAAACGGUUCACUAUGCGCUUAGUUGCAGGCGAGAGACAUGCCUGGGAUUGUCCUCCACCCAUGUCACCUAAAGAGAGCGUCAUCAUCGAGUACCAAGAGGCUGUCGAAGCCAUGGCCAGCUGGUUUGGGAAGAAGUGUGAGACCGACACAGAGUCUAUGCGGUCUAUGAAACUCAAGCGGCCGACGCUGCGACGGCCCAAGUAUCUCUCAUUCAAGUCCUGGUCUGGGAGGUAG
Messenger RNA from Fusarium vanettenii 77-13-4, 1161 nucleotides. RefSeq lists its product as uncharacterized. Bases 1 to 1161 code for a protein of 386 amino acids. The record is from RefSeq and is a predicted model, not a curated record. The transcript has a single exon. Gene Ontology annotation, molecular function: hydrolase activity. Lineage: Eukaryota; Fungi; Ascomycota; Sordariomycetes; Hypocreales; Nectriaceae.